Messenger RNA from Cyprinodon tularosa, 2580 nucleotides. RefSeq names its product tripartite motif-containing protein 16-like. Lineage: Eukaryota; Metazoa; Chordata; Actinopteri; Cyprinodontiformes; Cyprinodontidae. Gene Ontology annotation, molecular function: zinc ion binding; protein binding. The transcript has a single exon. The record is from RefSeq and is a predicted model, not a curated record. The coding region runs from base 45 to 1715 and encodes 556 amino acids.
GUACAGGAGAGAAACAAAAACAGUCUUAGUUACUGCAAGCUAAAAUGGAGAAGAGAGGGGUUCAGUUAGACCAAGAGAGCUUAUCUUGCUCCAUUUGCUUGGAUCUGCUGAAUGAUCCAGUGACUAUUCCAUGUGGACACAGCUACUGUAUGGACUGUAUCAAAGACCACUGGGAUGUAGAGGAUCUGAGGAGAAUACACAGCUGUCCUCAGUGCAGGAAAGAAUUCAUUCCGAGGCCUGGACUGGAGAAAAACAUCAUGUUGGCUGCUUUGGUAGAGGAUCUGAAAAAAACAGGAAUUCUUGCUGCUGCAGCUGAUCACUGCUAUGCUGGACCUAAAGAUGUUGCCUGUGAUGUGUGCACUGGGAGGAAGAUGAAAGCUGUUAAGUCCUGUUUAUCCUGCCCUGCUUCCUACUGUGAGAAUCACCUACAGCCUCACUAUGAUGUCCCUGGACUGAAGAAGCACAAGCUGGUGGACCCCACAAUGAAGCUCCAGGAGAACAUCUGCUCCCAUCAUGAUGAGGUGAUGAAGAUAUUCUGUCGUACUGAUCAGCAGUGUAUCUGUUAUCUCUGCUUAAUGGAUGAACAUAAAGGCCAUGAAACAGUCCCAGCUGCAGCAGAAAGGACUGAGAAGCAGAAGGAGCUCCAGGAGAGACGACAACAAAUCCAGCAGAGAAUCCAGGAGCAGGAGAAAGAUGUGAAGCUGCUUCAACAGGAGGUGGAGGCCAUCAAUGGCUCUGCUGAUAAAGCAGUGGAGGACAGUGAGAAGAUCUUCACUGAUCUGAUCUGCAAGAUCCAGAAAAGAAGCUCUGAUGUGAAGCAGCAGAUCAGAUCCCAGCAGGGAACUGAAGUGAGUCGAGUUAAAAAGCUUCAGGAGAAGCUAGAGCAGGAGAUCACUGAGCUGAAGAGAAAGGAAGCUGAGCUGCAGCAGCUCCUAAAAACAGAGGAUCACACCCAGUUUCUCAAGAACUACCCCUCAUUGUCAGCACUCAGUGAGUCUACACACUCAUCCAGCAUCAAUAUCCGUCCUCUGAGAUACUUUGAGGAUGUGACAGCAGCUGUGUCAGAGCUCAGAGAGAAACUAGAGGACAUCCUGAGAGACACAGGGACAAACAUCUCACUUACUGUCAGUAAGGUGGAUGUUCUGAAGUCAGGACCAGAACGCAAUAAUAGAGCUGGUUUCCUAUUAUAUUCACAAGAAAUCACUCUAGAUCCAAACACUGCAUACAAAUAUCUAUUAAUAUCCGAGGGGAACAGAAAGGUAACAUCAGUGAAACUGAAACAGUCUUAUCCUUAUCAUCCACACAGGUUUAAUGAUCACAAUCAGGUCCUGAGUAGAGAGAGUCUGACUGGGCGCUGUUACUGGGAGGUAAAGUGGGGAGGAGGAGGAAUUGAUGUGGCAGUCUUAUAUAAGAAUAUCAGCAGAGAAGGAAGAUUGGAUGAAUGUGAAUUUGGGGCCAAUGACAAAUCCUGGUCAUUAGAUUGUGACACAAACAGUUACACAGUCUGGCACAACAACGUUAAAACUCCAGUAUCAGGUCCAGUUUCCUCCAGAAUAGGAGUGUAUCUGGAUCACAGUGCAGGUAUUCUGUCUUUCUACAGCGUCUCUGAAACACUGACUCUCCUGCACCGUUUCCAGACCAAAUUCACUCAGCCUCUAUAUGCUGGGAUUGGAGUUUAUGUUGGAUCCUUUGCUGAAGUUGUUGAACUAAAUUAGUGUAAAUUGAGCUGAGGUCCAGUAGGUUAUAAUGCAUAUUUAGUUCCAGUUUUGGACUCCACCAUGUCUGGGAUUUUAUCUUUGCAUAACUUCCUGAUUGCUCAUAUAUCAACUGUCUUCAUAGCUACUCUACUUACUUUGCUGUUUUGGUGAUAUUACAUUUUCUUUGGGUGUUGUCUCUUUCUAUUUAUAAUCAUUGCUCUGGAGUAUCUCUAUUGCCCCAGGGUUUAUAAAAGGGGGCAGGAACAUUCCCUAGGGUAUGUUUAGUGGAUAAUAGGGAGAGCCGCCAGCAAUAUUUGCUGAAGGCAGGCAGCAGAUACAAAAUACAUUAUGUUGAAAAUUUUUUCCAAAGAUCAUUACAAAAAACAUUAAAACAUGGAUACCCUUGCAACUAUGCCAAUUUUAACUAUUGUUAGUGUUUCUGAUAAUUUGUUCUGGUGUUACUUGGAGAGCUGUACACAAGGGUGUACACAAGAGCUGUACACAAGGGUGUUAUAUAAUUUAACGAAGAAGUAAAAUACAGAAUCUAUAGUCAACAAAUGAUCAACAAGAAACUCAGGAACCAAAGAACUAGGAGACACCAGGGAGAAAUAAACCUAAGAAAAGAUGGGGAUCCAGCAAUGAUUAACUGAAAAGGAGGUGUAUAUAUGGGAAACAGAAACAAUGGGAGGACUAAUUAGCUGAUAUGGAGCAGGUGUAGACAGCAGUAAUUAGAAGGAGCUAAAGGCAAAGGAAAGGGGAAAGUAAAGGAUAUGACCUGGAGUACAGUCGGUCAUCAUGAACUUUGUGGACUGGUGUGAGAAGAACCACCGAUGUCUUAACCCCAGUAAGACUAAAGAGAUUGUGAUCGAGAAGACCUCCACCU